AGUGUAAGAGUGAGUGAAGUAGGCGUUGAGUGAAAGACAAACAGUUAUUAAUUGUAUUGAAAAUUAAGACAUAUUUUGGACAAUAAAGACGCGAAACGAUAGGAAAGGAGUGAAAAGAUAGGAAAGAUGUUUCUCGAGAGUGUGUUUAACGCAGACAAUGGAUAUCUGGAGGCAUUGGUGCGCGGCUUCAAGUGUGGUAUCUUAAGACAGACUGAUUAUCUCAAUUUGGUUCAAUGCGAGUCACUCGAAGACCUGAAACUACACCUGCAGUCCACCGAUUACGGCAACUUCUUGGCCAAUGAGGUCUCGCCCAUCAAUGUCUCCACCAUUGACGACAAGUUGAGGGAGAAAUUGGUGAUUGAGUUCCAACACAUCCGCAAUCACGCGGUCGAACCGUUGGCCACAUUCUUGGAUUACAUCCAAUACUCUUAUAUGAUCGACAAUAUCAUACUUCUGAUCACCGGUACUUUACACCAGAGACCGUUAUCAGAGCUGAUCCCGAAGUGUCACCCCUUGGGUUCGUUUGAUCAGAUGGAGGCGAUUCACGUGGCGGCCACUCCGGCCGAUCUGUACAACGCUGUUCUGGUGGACACACCUCUGGCGCCCUUCUUCGUCGACUGCAUCGGUGAACAGGAUUUGGACGAAAUGAAUUUCCCAUCCACGGCGACGACAUUCCCACCCCUGAUCAUGACAAUCUAA
This is a messenger RNA of Medioppia subpectinata, 699 nucleotides long. Lineage: Eukaryota; Metazoa; Arthropoda; Arachnida; Sarcoptiformes; Oppiidae. The record is from the annotation of a GenBank genome assembly.